UGCCUUGUGCCUCGCCGGCUUGUGGCUGGACCGGACCCCAACAGGGCAUUUGUUUUCCUCCUGGCCGGAGACGUCGGCUAGUUCGAGAAAGCAUCUGCGAUGUCUCAGAAAAACAAGCUCAACUUCGUGGCUGAAGCUCAGAUCUGGAAGACUCACAUUGAAACAGAGCGUGAAGCUGCCCGAAAAUGGCCCACACGCUGGGGAUUUUUGUUGACCCCACUUAAAGAGUUGGUAAAAGAUGAAAAGAAACAAGUUGCUAAGCCGAAGAUCCCGCUUCCAGAACACUUACAGAUCCGACCUGUGACACCAGUGGAAAAAUAUAUUAAGGUUAGAUAUUUGUGA
Molecule: messenger RNA, 342 nt
Organism: Protobothrops mucrosquamatus (brown spotted pit viper)
Lineage: Eukaryota; Metazoa; Chordata; Lepidosauria; Squamata; Viperidae
Gene: CIMIP1
Product: chromosome unknown C20orf85 homolog
Exons: 3
Coding region: 100-342 (80 amino acids)
Source: RefSeq, a predicted model, not a curated record